Ricinus communis (castor bean) is the source of this 1622-nucleotide messenger RNA. RefSeq names its product alcohol dehydrogenase 1. Gene Ontology annotation, cellular component: cytosol. The record is from RefSeq and is a predicted model, not a curated record. Gene Ontology annotation, biological process: formaldehyde catabolic process. Gene Ontology annotation, molecular function: S-(hydroxymethyl)glutathione dehydrogenase [NAD(P)+] activity; zinc ion binding. The coding region runs from base 225 to 1367 and encodes 380 amino acids. NCBI's taxonomy places the organism in Eukaryota, Viridiplantae, Streptophyta, Magnoliopsida, Malpighiales, Euphorbiaceae. The transcript is spliced from 10 exons.
AAGAAACAACUGCUAGUAGCACACAAUGGCAAACAUCGGCAUACUGGAUUUCUGUAGUUGGCAAUAUUUGUUUUAGAACCAGAAUUGGAUAUUUGUACAUUUGCCCUCUCUGGGUUUUCCUUAUAAAUAUCAAACAAAAUCCCUUUCUGUUUUCCAAUUCAAUCAUUCUUUAGAGAGAAAAUAAAAUCACUAUUUAGAAGUUAAUACCCAAAAAGGAAAAAGCCAUGUCUAGCACAGUUGGUCAGGUCAUUCGUUGCAAAGCUGCGGUUGCAUGGGAGGCAGGGAAGCCACUGGUGAUUGAAGAAGUGAAGGUGGCACCGCCACAGGCUAAUGAAGUUCGUUUGAAGAUCCUCUUCACCUCUUUAUGCCACACUGAUGUUUACUUCUGGGAAGCUAAGGGACAAGCACCAUUAUUCCCUCGCAUAUUUGGUCAUGAAGCUAGUGGUAUUGUGGAGAGUGUUGGUCCUGGUGUUACUGAUCUCCAACCUGGCGAUCAUGUGCUUCCUGUGUUCACUGGGGAGUGCAAGGAGUGCCGUCAUUGCAAAUCAGAAGAGAGCAACAUGUGUGACCUCCUCAGGAUCAAUACUGAUAGGGGUGUGAUGCUCACUGAUGGGAACUCGAGGUUUUCUAUUAAUGGGAAGCCAAUAUACCACUUUCUGGGCACCUCUACAUUCAGUGAAUACACUGUUGUCCAUGUUGGCUGUGUUGCCAAGAUCAACCCCGAAGCUCCUCUUGACAAAGUUUGUGUUCUCAGUUGUGGAAUAUCAACAGGUCUUGGUGCCACUUUGAAUGUUGCAAAACCCAAGAAGGGUCAGUCUGUAGCGAUUUUUGGACUAGGUGCUGUUGGACUAGCUGCUGCAGAAGGGGCAAGGUUAUGUGGAGCUUCAAGAAUCAUUGGUGUUGAUUUGAAUCCCAGUCGUUUUGAAGAAGCCAAGAAGUUCGGUGUUAACGAGUUUGUGAAUCCAAAAGAUUAUGACAAGCCUGUUCAACAGGUACUUGCUGAGAUGACUGAUGGAGGAGUUGAUCGGAGUGUUGAAUGCACUGGAAGUAUCCAAGCCAUGAUCUCAGCUUUUGAAUGCGUCCAUGAUGGCUGGGGUGUUGCUGUAUUAGUGGGCGUCCCUAACAAGGACGAUGCGUUCAAAACUCAUCCUGUGAAUCUGCUGAACGAGAGAACUUUAAAAGGAACCUUCUUCGGCAAUUACAAGCCCCGCACUGAUCUUCCUUCUGUUGUGGAAAAGUACAUGAACAAGGAGCUAGAGGUGGAGAAAUUCAUCACUCAUAGUGUGAAAUUCUCGGAGAUUAACAAAGCAUUUGACUACAUGCUGAAGGGAGAGUCUCUGAGGUGCAUUAUUUCCAUGGAGAACUAGAGUACUACUCUACAUGAUAUUCAGUUGUUUACUGCGGCCAUAAUAGAUUCUUGUCAGGUUGUGUUCUUGAGCUUGUGAGGAGUUGAAUAAAUAGUUUCUGCUUCGCUAUUUCCACCUAUGAAUGGCCUCUAGGGAGGGAAAAGAAAAACAAAAUUAAGCUUUUUCUCUAUGUAGAGAUGAGUGAUUAAUUUAAUAUAUAUAUAUAUAUAUAUAUAUAUAUAUAUAUAUAUAUAUAUAUAUUAUUUUGCUUUGUUA